UCGCCCAAAAUCAAAAAGGCUCUCGUCGUCGACGGGAAAGUAAAAGAAGAAACAAACAAAAGAGGGAAGAAGAAUAAACAAACUCCUCCGUUCCGACGAAGAUGAGAGCCGGAAAAGCAAAUCAAGAGGAGGACGAUUACGGAGAAGAAGACUUCGGCUCCAAACGGGAAGGUCCUUCCAACAACCACAACAGUAACUCCACCGCAGCAGCGAGCAGAGAUGCAAAGGAAAACGAUAAGGCUAGUGCGAUACGCUCUAAGCAUUCGGUGACUGAGCAGAGGAGACGAAGCAAAAUCAAUGAAAGGUUUCAGAUAUUGAGAGAAAUCAUUCCCAAUAGUGAACAGAAAAGAGAUACUGCUUCCUUCCUUCUAGAGGUCAUAGAUUACGUCCAGUAUUUACAAGAGAAGGUGCAAAAGUAUGAAGGAUCAUAUCCUGGUUGGAGUCAAGAGCCAACUAAGUUGACUCCUUGGAGGAAUAAUCACUGGCGAGUUCAGAGUUUAGCUAACCCUCCAGUAGCUGCUGCGAGUAAUGGAUCUGUUCCAGUUAUACCAUAUCCUGGAAAGUUUGAAGAAAACACUGUACCCUCUUCCGCACCUGCAAUCGUUGCGGAAAUGCAAAACCCUGUUGACUCUGAUCUAGGAAGAGUUUACAAACCAAUAGACAGUCAUCACGAGUUAGACCACGAUGACGACAAGGAGUUACCGCCUGUACAACCAAUCAACCAUCCAACAUUUGUACACGGUGAACAAGGUGACGGGGCAGGCCAAAGUAAUAACGACCUGGUUAUUGAAGGUGGAACCAUUAGCAUCUCCACUGCUUACUCUCAUGAGCUGUUGAGCUCAUUAACACAAGCACUCCAGAACGCAGGCGUUGAUCUGUCUCAUGCUAAACUUUCCGUGCAGAUCGAUCUUGGGAAGCGAGCCAACCAAGGACUAACGCAUAACGAUCCAUCCAAUAAGAUUCCAUUAUCCUCUGAUACUGAAGGCUCUACACCAUCAAGGGGAGAAUCUGAACAUGCUCAUAAGCGGGUGAAAACACUGUAAUGUCGUCUCUCCAAUGCUCUGGAAUAUAUAAUAUCUUCUUUUAUGUACAUUUGUUCGGCUUCUAGAGGCAUCAUCCUAUGAUUGUUAAGAUAAUAAUUAUGGUUAGUAGAGUCUAUCGUUUCUCAUGGUUUUGAGUUUGUAUUAUCUUCUGCAUCAUUCAUCAUUGUAACCUAUCAAAUAUAAUCUCUUGUUGAAUAUUAGAUUCUGUUUCAAGUUCUUGUUA
This is a messenger RNA of Raphanus sativus (radish), 1266 nucleotides long. Its product is annotated as transcription factor BIM2. Gene Ontology annotation, biological process: DNA-templated transcription. The record is from RefSeq and is a predicted model, not a curated record. NCBI's taxonomy places the organism in Eukaryota, Viridiplantae, Streptophyta, Magnoliopsida, Brassicales, Brassicaceae. Gene Ontology annotation, molecular function: DNA-binding transcription factor activity; protein dimerization activity. The coding region runs from base 102 to 1043 and encodes 313 amino acids. The transcript is spliced from 7 exons.